Lytechinus pictus (painted urchin) is the source of this 8391-nucleotide messenger RNA. RefSeq names its product 3-phosphoinositide-dependent protein kinase 1-like. The record is from RefSeq and is a predicted model, not a curated record. The transcript is spliced from 10 exons. Lineage: Eukaryota; Metazoa; Echinodermata; Echinoidea; Temnopleuroida; Toxopneustidae. Gene Ontology annotation, molecular function: ATP binding; cAMP-dependent protein kinase activity. The coding region runs from base 1 to 1029 and encodes 342 amino acids. Gene Ontology annotation, cellular component: cAMP-dependent protein kinase complex. Gene Ontology annotation, biological process: peptidyl-serine phosphorylation; signal transduction.
AUGUCUUAUGAUAGUCUGGAGUACCGAGACCUGAAACCGGAAAAUAUUCUUCUCAAUGAGAAGAUGCACAUACAAAUCACAGACUUUGGAACAGCCAAGAUUAUAGGGACUGAUGAUAAGAAGGAUGGGUCAUCUCGUGCAAAUUCAUUUGUUGGUACUGCUCAAUAUGUGUCCCCGGAGCUACUCACUGAAAAAUCUGCAACGAAAAGCUCGGACCUCUGGGCUCUUGGCUGCAUAGUGUAUCAACUACAAGCAGGGCUACCUCCAUUUAGAGCAAGCAAUGAGUAUAUGAUAUUCCAGAAAAUAAUCAAGUUAGAGUAUGACUUUCCAGAUGGGUUCUCUCAGACAGCACGGGACUUGGUCUCAAAACUUCUUGUUAUUGAUCCGCUCAAAAGAUUAGGCUGUGACGAGUGUGGCGGGUACCCUGCCCUGAAGGCACAUCCAUUCUUAGAUGACGUGGACUGGGACAAUCUCCACGAGCAGAAGGCACCUGUACUCAAACCAUGCACAGUGGUCGAUGGGGAAGAGAUCCAUAGCGAGUACUAUGUUGAUGAUUUUGACUUGGAGUUGAACCCUACCAGCUUAAGUGAGUACCUGAAGAGGAUCGAGACGCACGACCGCGCCCAUAGUCCUACCAGGGAUAACAAAUAUGUUGUAGAUUUUACCCCGGGAGAACGCAAGCAGAGACUGGAGAGGCAACGGAAGGAGAACAAAUGGCACCGGUUUGUGGAAGGCAAUCUCAUACUCAAGAAUGGCUGGGUGGAUAAGAGGAAGGGUUUGUUUGCCAGGAGGAGAAUGUUACUACUAACGGAAGGCCCCCACUUGUAUUAUGUAGAUCCUGAAAAUAUGGUCCUCAAGGGAGAAAUACCAUGGUCACCGCAACUGAAAGUAGAAGCUAAGAAUUUCAAGACAUAUUUUGUGCAUACACCAAAUCGGACAUACUACCUUAUUGACCCAGAGAGUGAUGCAGUUGAGUGGUGUCAAGCAAUCAAAGAGAUGUACAGACAUACGUACCAAAAGUCUAUUUAAUCUAUCGCCAUCAUCCUCCGCUACCUGCUCCAUUCUGUGGACCAGUGGGAGGAUCAGCCCCCUUCGCUUUGUCCAUCGAUGGUUAUGUGUGAUGUUUGCAAUGGUAUUGUAUACUUCUUAUCAUAAAAUGCUAUUUAUGAUUCAACCUAACAUGAAAGGUAUGUUGAGGUUGCUGAUUUGGAGAGAGAUUAUAUGUGAUGUAAUUGUAGUUCUUCAGCCUGGUGAUGAGGUUGAGUAUUGUACUUGUUUCAACCUGGUCAUAAGAUUGAAGGUGUAUUUCAUUUCAACCUGGUGAUGAGGUUGCCAUCUGUAGUUGCUCCAACCUGGUGAUUAGGUUAAGCAUUUUAGUGGCUUCAACCUGGUGAUGAGGUUGGGGUUGUAGUUCCUUCAGCAUGCAUGGUGACAAGGUUGGUGAUUGUACUUGCUUUAACCUGGUGAUGAAGUUGAGGAUAGUAGUUCCUUCAGCCUGCUGAAUAUGGUUGAAGAUUGUGUUUGCAUCACCGGGUGAUGAGGUUGUGUUUUAAGUUGCUUAUCCUGGUGAUGAGGAUGAGGAUAGCAGUACCUUCAGCCUGGUGAUGAGGUUGGCAUUGUAGCUACUCGAACCUGGUGAUGAGGUCGGGCAUUGUCUCUAUAAAUUCACAAAAAGAAUAUACUAUGGACGGGAAAGCGGGCUUGAAUCGGCUGUGUCAUACAAACAUUGAUUAUCUCAAAUGAAGUAGAAUAAUGAAGUUUACAUAUAUUAUUAAUUGUCACGUUGUUGUGAUGUGUCAUUGUAUGACAUACCUUAUUCAAGACGCUACAAUCAUGAGUAAUGCCAAACCUUUAUUUCCCUGUGAAUAAACCGACUAUUGAUCUAGUGUGUUUUCCUAGAAAUAGGAACAUAGAGUUAGAUAUUUUAUGUUUUCUUCUGAAAAUUUCUAUUCAUUUUUCUUAGUGUAUUUAAAAAUCUAUGGAAGAUGUUGAAUAGAUUGUUACCAGCCAUGUAACAUAGAGGUUAGUGUUUGAUCGUGAUGACGAUAUCUAUGAUUGGUUACAUUGACUUUUGUGUAUGAUCAAUCGUAGGAAUCAGCCCUAAAAUCAAUCACUAAUGUUUAUGUUCCAGGGCGCUGGACACAAAGUCUCUGUAUAGCUCCGAAUGUAAAUAUGUCAAUGGAGAGAUAUAGUACGUAUGCAAUAAUGUAUUGUACAGUAAAUGGAUGGAUGGAGUCCAUAUUCUAUCCUUUUAUCUCUAGAAUUGUGCCCAUUUGUGAUUGAAAUGAUUAUACCGUUACAAUAAUGUCCUUGUGUAUCACAACAUGUCUCAGAAUUUUAUGUUGCUUAUUACCCUGCUGUAUCACCCACAUUUAUAUAAUCAUAUGCCUAUUUUGUCAAUCCUCGAAAUAUUACAGGCGUUCCUUCCAUUCACAUGUUUCAUCUUUACAUUUUGAUCAGUUUACUGUCACAAUAUAUAUGUUAAACUCAUACAAUGAUAUGUGUAUAUGUACACACUAGGUUGCCCGUGUAAGCAACGUGUAGGCCUCGUAAGUGCUAGUACAUGUUCUUGGACAUAUUCAAUUCUAUAGUUCAAUGUUGAACUCAUAAAGACUAGUAUUUACAAAUUUCGUGAUGAGUAUACUCUUUCAAUUUAUUUUUCCGGCUGGUAUACACUAUGAAGUAGACGAAGUGUGGGGCUCAUAGCAGAAUAUUAUUGUACUUAACCAGGAUGGGUCCACCCUAAGAGCCCUGUGGAACUCCACAUGUAAGCUGCCAUGUAUGAGGUAAUGAAACAAAACGUGUUUGCUUCAUCACUGGUCUAGUUUAGGAGUUUCCAGUCCGCAUCGUAAGAUGUGGUUUCUGAUGUUUUCCUUUUCAUUUAAUUGUCAUGACAAUUGAAUUCAACAGCAUUCUUUCUUUCAUUAUAUUAAUGUUUAAAUAGUGUUUUGCUUUUUUUAGAUACAUUAGGAGGAGAUGUAACAUGGUAUGAAUGAAUCAUGAUUAAGGUAUUGUUUUUGGAGCAUCUGGCAUGUCACAGCAUGGUUAGGAAUGAAAUAUGAAAACAACAGCUGAAAUUUGGAUAAUGAAUUUUAAAAUGACAGGUAUGUGAAGAGCAAACUUUUGCUUCAGAUGAGGUUCACGAUUGUUGAUGUUGGUAUAUGUGGCAAGAAGCACCAUUUAUGCCAUUUUAUAUCUAACGUCUCCAUAUAUGUAGAUCAAUAAUCAUUUAAAAAUGCCGUGUUUGAUUUUCAAUGACCUACUAUCGUUUAUUUUACUUUGGAAGGAAAUUAAACAUCUAUUAAAUUUGUAUAGAUUUCUUAAUAUUACAACGAUAGUGAUUUUAUAUUACAUGAAAUUCAUAAUACGUAUAAGUGUGUGUACAUGUUUAAGAUUUGGGGUAAUAAGUAUGUGUUGACCAAGUCUUAUUUUGAUUUAAAAAUAUUUGCUUCCUAUAUGUAAAUCUGUAAAGAGCAAUGUAUAUUGGUCGUAAUUGUGAAAAAUUAGUGUCUUUUGUAGUGAGGAAAAUACAGGAGUACUGAAUGAAAUAAUAGAUAUUGAAAUUGAGUGUCAUUGUGUUCAAACUUAUUUGGUAUUUAUUAUAGAACAUGUUUCCAUUUGGUGGAAUACAUGUAGAUACCAUGUCCUUGUAUUGAAUUCAGCUGUCGUUAACGUCGCUCUAAUCUUACGAGCAGCUGUAUGACACGCCCACCUGAAUGAUAUUUGUCUUUUAAGAUCUAACACACACGUAAAUUUCAUACUCAUCUCUUCCAUACUCUCUCUUCAUAUUCUCUAUACUAAUCAAAUGAUCAUAAAAAUGUGUUGGUAUUUGCAUAAUUUCAAAAGUUUGAAAUCACUAAAUGAUUGGGUUAAUUAUGGAUUCAGUCAUUUGUCAAAUAAAUAACAGCAUGUGCUACAUUUCUAUAGGGCGACCCUUGGUAAACUUGUCAAAUUUGCUUAAGUAUGUUGUUUUUUAUGUAGUAAUUUAUGUAAUCUAACUGAACAUGUGCACAUAAUUAAUAUACACUAAGAUUUACUGCCAAAACUAAUAUCUCCUCCAUUGCACAUUGUAAUAUAAAGGCCACCCACAUCACAAACCUUUAGUAGCUCCUGUUAGGUAUGUUAAUGUUUCAUUAAUGAACACGCAGAAAGCAAAUGAUAUUAUUAAAAAAAAUUAUCGUUUUUGUAUAAUGUACAAACUUAGUUCUUCUCUUCGCAAGGAAAUAUCAUUCGUUUUCCUUCUUCAUGUUAACCAUUUGGUAGAAAGCAGUAGAAGUGGUAACUUAUACAAGUGUAAAUUAAGUAUUUGAAUGUACAUGUAUACAGAUUAUAUCCAAGUUUCACAAAGGUUUGCAAUGGAUUGCAAAUGUAAAGAGCAAUUCUGUUUGGAUCCUCGUCAGUGUGUUGAACAAUGUGUGCAUACAACAACGAUCUUAAUUUAUUCAUUUCAAUCAUAAAAUCAUCCAAUAUAUAUAUACAACAGUAACAUGGAAUGAUCAUUAUGAUAAUGGUAAAAUUGGCGAAGAAACGAGUUACAAUAGAUUUAACCCACUUCUUUGGGAGACGGCCCAGAUAUGAAUUUUUCUGCGUUAACCAAAGCUUUUUUCACAUCUGGGCCCAGUAACACAAAGGUUUGCUAUAAAUCGCUAAUUUAAAAAUUGGUUCCUAAUUGGUCUACAGAGCAAAAUGCACACUCUGCAAUCUUGAUAGGCCAUUUCAUUUAGCAAUUAAUUGCUAAUGUUUGUGUUACCGGGCCCUGGUUACAUCAAUGCUAGAUCAUGUUUCUAUUUAGCCAAGUCAAGUUACCUCAUUACUCAAAUUAUAUUAUGUACAUGUCUUUUAAAACUUCAGGUGGGGAACUGUAAAAGAUACGAAACGAGAUCAUUUUAUUGAUAUAAAGUAUUAAAUCUGGAUAGCUACAUGUAGUCACAGUUCAAACUGUAUAUGGGUUAUGUAAAAAUUAAAUUAAAAUCAUUAAAUUAAAAUCAUUUUUGUCUUAUUCUUAGCUUUGAGUUGAUUUUGUGGUUUUUAUCUUGAUGAUUGAGGUAUUAGCUAAUAAGCUUUGAAGUUAGGCAUGUUGGUGGCGCUUUUCAUUUAGAAUCUGCAAUAUUGCUUCAAAGUAUAUUUCCAAUUAUACAUCUACAUGUAGGUGGACAAAAAACCCUCUUGAUUUGCCCCCCCCCCCCUCCUUGGUAAUUUAUCAUGAUAGCCAUAUAUGUUCAGUUAAUUUGAAGCUUGUGAUCAAACAUGAUUGAAUAUACAAGGAAUUUAUUUUUGAAUGAAUUCAUGUAAUUUAUUCAGAAAUAGGAUAAGAGAGUGUUCAUAAAAAAAAACUUGACUUUAUAGCUGUAAGAUGAUGGUAACCCUUUUUUGUCUCGCCUGUGUAGCAGAGCGAGACUAUAGGCGUCGCUUUUCCGACAGUGGCGGCGUCAACAUUGAUUCUUAACCUAAGGUUAAGUUUUUGAAAUGUCAUCAUAACUUAGAAAGCAUAUGGACCUAGUUCAUGAAACUUGGGCAUAAGGGUGAUCAAGUAUUACUGAACAACCUGCCUGAGUUUCAGGUCACAUGACAACUGUCAUUUAGAGUCAUUUAAAAGAGACCAAUAUCAAAAUCGUAACCAAGGUUAACUGUUUGGAAUGUCAUGACUUUAAAUUUUUAUGUAUGUAGUUAAUGAAACCUGGACAUACAUGUAGGGUAAUGGUGUAUCACUAGAAAUCCUGUCUGAGUUUCGGGUCACAUGACCAAGGUCAAAUGUCAUUUAGUGUCUACGUAGGUAAUUAUUGAAUUGUCAUAACUAAUUUUAUGGAUCUAGUUCAUGAAAUUAGGACAUAAGAGCAAUCAAGUAUCCCUGAACAUCCUGUGCGAGUUUCUGAUCACAUGAUCAAGAUUGAUUAUGGAUCUGUUGCAUGAAACAUACACAUAAGGGUAAUCAGUAUCAGUGAUUGUUUGGCACAAGUCUUAGGUCACAUCAAGGUCAAAAGUUAUUUUUGGUCAAUGAACAUAGUAUUUUAAUAUGUUUUCUUUCAUGAAUAAUAAUUCAACAGAUUGAAAGUCAGGGAUUAAUACACCAUGAAUACAUUUCAAGUGCGUUUUAAAUAAAUUUGGAUUAACUGCAGAGAGAUGCACUUGUAGGCUUCAUAUCACAAAAGACAAAACUUAUUGAAGAAUCCAAUACUCAUCAUAAAAAUAAUGUUUUUACACAGUAUUCUACACACUACAACUCCCAUCUUUCCUAAGAACUAAGGUGUAUUAAACAUUGUCACUACAAGUCAUUUGACCCAAACUAUGCUUAUACAAUGAAUUAAAUGUCAUAUGUGAUAUCUAAUAAGUAAACAAUGUCAAACUACUGAAUCAUGUUCAUAUUUCUUUGCUUUAUGCUGAAUUUUAGAAUGAAUUAUUUAUAACAUGCCAAACCUUUUAUUUCAAUAAUAGCAGGCUUGGUGCGGCAUGGAGAAAUGAAAUAGGGACCGUCGUUACAACAGUAUCAAAAAUACCAUAUAGAAUGAUAAUAGCUACUGUCAGUGGUUACAGUAUGAUGUGAUGUGUGGUAAAUUCAUCCUAAAUAUUAAUUAUUUUGGCUGAUCAAUGUUACCAUCAUGGUAAUUACCACAAACGGAUUGUUCAAUGCACCUAGCAACACACAACACUUGUAUGCGGGCUUGUACAAGCUACACGUAUUUAUGUGCUCUGUGUUUAGUAUUUGUGUCCCAGAGUUAUAUGUUGAAGAUUUGUGUUCAGUUUUGUGUUUAUAUUUAAAUACUGAAUUUUCCUAUAAGUUGAUAACCAAUACAGCAAUACUAAGUUGAUGUAGCUAGGUUAGGUAUACUGUUUGUGUUUCAUAUAUUAAGACAUGUUGUUGUAAUGCAUAGCAUGUAGAACAUGUACUUUCAAUUUUAUUGGUAAUGACAUGGAUGUCUUAUUUGUGCAUCAAUGAAGGGGAAACAUGCUAAUCCUUCUACUUUUGCAGCAACGCCUCAGAAUUUGCCAAAAUAUGAAGGUGGAUAUCUAAUUAUUUCCAUUCUUAUUAUAAUGAAUUGGGAAUAUACAUGUCUGAUAAACAAUGUUUGGUUUAUCUUUACUUUCUGUUUGGAAUCUUGUUUUAGGUGCAUUCAAACAGAGUUUAUGUAAUUUAUUGAAGUGUAAGUUUUAUACCUCACAUCGACAUGUAAUGCCAUGAAUUCACUUGGAGGAAUAAAAGUAUAUUAGGAGUGAGACCUAUUCCAGUUAAUUUUCUCAUACAGCAAAUUUCAUUGUAAAUGUAUAAAUGCUCUUCUAGAAUUCCAUUCAUUUUUAUGAGAAUUGUUUCAAUACCUACACAUAUAUCUAUUGAUGCCAAUUGGAUCUGUUGUUUAAAUCUAAUUCCUUCUAUAAAAUAUUAUGAAGACUUACAGGCAACACGCAUAAUUUUUCCCAUCAUUUAAAGAAGAUCAUAAAAUAUUCAUUUAUGUUUCCAUUUAUUGAUGCACAAUAAGUUAAUAGUGUAUGUCGUCUUCAUGAAAUGAAAAUGGGGUUGGACUGCCUUGCAAUUUGUGCGCUUCAUAAUACAUGCCUUGGAACGUUUACGGGUUGACCACUAAUGACAUGCAAGAUAACGGACCGAGUGUAAGAAUUGAAAAAUGAAAUUGAUAUUUCACUGGUCAAUGAAUUCCAAGGGCAGGGACAAAAUAAGUGUUAAUCAGUUGAACUAGCAGCGGGAUUCUAGGAAACCUGGCGAUAAGCCAAGGUUUUAAAUCACAUGCACUACAAAACUACAGGUGUUUAUUUAAUACCAACGUAGUAUCUAAAUCGGAAAACACCGGGGAGGUGUUGAAAGAUCACCAGAUGAGAAUCAAAGCGAUAUUGUUUUAACACUGACUGUUGCUUAAAUGCCUAUCUGGUGUUAGCCUAACACCAGUCUGGUGAUGUUUCAACACCUCUCUUGUGUUUUCCAAUAGAGACACCAGGCUGGUGUUUAAUUAACACCAGUGUUAUUGUAGAGAAACACAGUGAGUAUUGCAUGGUGUUGAGUACAAAGUGGUCGACCAAUCCGGAUUAACGCUUAUGCGUGACGGCACAAUUUGGGCCCAACUUGCCAGCUCAUAUUAUGAAACACACAAAUUAUGGAUAUUGUCUGUGAGUUAAGAAGUGAAGUUAUACACAGUAAAACAGAAUAAGCAUAUUGUCGAUGCCUGUCACUCUAACAAGAAGUUUAUUUUUUUUUAAUAAUUGUUAAAAAAAUCUUAAACAACUUGUAAAACUUUUCACAACAGUGAAUACAGGGACAGGCUUAAACAACAUGCUUACAAUUUUAAACACCGCUUUUGAUAUGAAGGUAUGUGUUGAGAUUAGUUAAGGUAUGGAACCAUAUAAUAAUGGAGUUCAGACGCCAUGGUGGACAGUGAUGUUUGUUUU